AUGUCCUCGACGGCACGGCAGACACCUCCGCCGGCAAAGUCGGAUGAAUUCUCUGAUACCGGCGAGUCUUUACAAGUCCUGGAUGCCUCGGAACUGAACGAAACAGCAGUGUCUCUGUCCGAGACUGCUCCCGAACCUGUAUCAGCACCGGUAGCACCUUCGGGGGCGGCCACCGCUGAGUCUACCGCAGCUUCAUGGGACUCAAGAGAUCCUGAACACGCAUCUGAGCAGCUGCUAGAUCAUCCCAUGUACCAUGCGGAUGCACAACAGACCGUGAUUGCUGAGCAGCUCAACCUCGCGGCAGCACCACUGGAGGGCUCUCCAUUCAACCUUGCCGCAGCCACUCCGGCCCUCGCUAACUGGGGCGUUGCACAGAGUUGGAGCACAAGUUACACCCACAUAGUGUAUUCAAAUACCGAUGGGAACCAUCAGGCAGGAAAUUCACAUAUGUUGGAAUGGAGCAGGCAAGUUUCGGGCACUGUUCUCGCGGCCGGACAUGGUCCCGCGACACUGCUGGACCCGGCUGGGAUGCAUCUGGAUCCCAAUUUUCAUUCUGCAGCCGCUACAAACUCGGCAAUGGAGCCUCUAGGAUCCUUUGGGUUGAACAAUGAGGCAGCCACUCCCGGGACGGAAUAUGUCAACAUGCCAAACGAAGAUGUUGAGAGCCCUGGCAACGUGGCAGCGCUGCCACUAGACAUGUGGUCGCCUGUGGACCUGCCGGAGCCUACUCUCCCCCCCGGAGUGCAAGUCUGGCAGAACAGGAGAUUCGCAUACGUCUUCUACAUGACAUUCCCACAAGCUUGA
Akanthomyces muscarius is the source of this 804-nucleotide messenger RNA. RefSeq lists its product as uncharacterized. The record is from RefSeq and is a predicted model, not a curated record. Bases 1 to 804 code for a protein of 267 amino acids. The transcript has 2 exons. Lineage: Eukaryota; Fungi; Ascomycota; Sordariomycetes; Hypocreales; Cordycipitaceae.